AUGAGAACUGACUGUCAGACCCAGAUCAGUACAUUUCCUCUGAUUAUAAUGAUGAAGCUACAUAUGUAUGCAUUGUGUAACUAAUAUGAUGAUGUUGAUGAUGAUAAAGAUCUUUUCCUCUAUUGGUGACAAUGAUAACAGUAAUGAAGACGGUGAUGAUGAAUACAACAAUGAGGAUGAUGAUGAUGGCGAUGUUGAUACUCAUGAUGGCAGUGAUGGUAAUGAUGAGGAGGAGGAAAAGAAGGGUUACAUUGAUGAUGAUGGUGGUGAAGAUGCUGCUGCUGAUGAUGAUAUUUAUGGGUCGCGGGGGAAUCCCGCGAAGCAUCAGGCACAAGGCAGGGUACACCCUGGACAGGGUGCCAGUCCAUCACAGGGCACAAUCACAUACACACUCACACAUCAGCCUACCAUGCAUGUCUUUGGACUGGGGGAGGAAAACCAGAGCACCCGGAGGAAACCCCCGCAGCACAGGGAGAACAUGCAAACUCCGCACACACAUGGCCCCGGCGGGCCAUGUGUGCGGCCCGGCGGGAAUCAAACCCCGGACCCUGGAGGUGUGAGGCGAACGUGCUAACCACUAAGCCAC
This is a messenger RNA of Ictalurus furcatus (blue catfish), 586 nucleotides long. Its product is annotated as aspartate and glycine-rich protein-like. The transcript has 2 exons. Bases 68 to 574 code for a protein of 168 amino acids. NCBI's taxonomy places the organism in Eukaryota, Metazoa, Chordata, Actinopteri, Siluriformes, Ictaluridae. The record is from RefSeq and is a predicted model, not a curated record.